Molecule: messenger RNA, 1123 nt
Organism: Branchiostoma belcheri (Belcher's lancelet)
Lineage: Eukaryota; Metazoa; Chordata; Leptocardii; Amphioxiformes; Branchiostomatidae
Exons: 5
Coding region: 36-878 (280 amino acids)
Biological process (GO): potassium ion transmembrane transport; stabilization of membrane potential
Cellular component (GO): membrane
Molecular function (GO): potassium ion leak channel activity
Source: RefSeq, a predicted model, not a curated record
UUGGCGACAAGAUUCAAAAGAAAAGUUAGUAAGCCAUGGGCAGUGACGGUGCAGUUGGCUGGAAACAGAUCACUGUGGUGUUCUGUGUGCUGGUGGCUCUACUGUUUGUGGGAGCCGGCAUCUUCAAGGUGCUUGAGGAAAGUUUCUUCGAUCCAGGAGAGCCGCCGGAAAGAGUCCACGAUGUUGAGGACACCGUGGCGGAGUUUGUGAGGAAUCACAGCGACGUGACACAACAUGACGUACAUGAACUCAUGAGAAGGAUCGACAUAGCAAGGCAUGGAUACAGUCUCAUGGACAAAAUUAAUGAGUUGACUGAGAAUAAAACCAGAUCCUACCACCUGGACUACAUGGAGUCAUGGUACUUCUGCAUGACGAUCGUCACCACCAUUGGAUAUGGACAUAUGAAGCCUUUCACAGAUGCUGGAAAGGUGGAUAGAGAAACGUGUUUGGGAGCUCCUGUGGGGUUUGGAGACCUAGUUCCUGCUCUACCAAAAGAAAACAUGCAUACAGCAGCUAAUGUUGUUUAUAAGAUUUCAGUGUUCUUGUGGAUCACCGUGGGGCUGGCCUUCCUUGCCGGCUCGCUCGAGAGAAUUGGGACAGCUCUGAAGCUUCUGGGAGAGAAGGUGACAGACAUGGAUCUAGAUCCCGCCGAGAACACGUCAGACGCACCCGAAGACAACGUAAUCGAUGGUGAAACAGACGAGAAAGACCACGCAGAGAUUGACUAUUCACGCAGAGCGGGGCACAAAAAUGGCGCGAGCAACGUCGGGAAUGGCAGAAAGUCAUCAAGGGAUGAAAAGCUAGGGAUCAAUCCCCGGAAACAAGCAAACUUGGAAGAAAAUGAACAUUACAAUCUGUUGAGAGAAUCUACUCUGUGAUGACCUAUUCAAAUCAAUGAUCAUAGAAUUAUAAGCUCCUGGAUCAAUUCAUGUUGAAUAUCAAUAUCAUGAUAGUUAUCACAAUAGCAGCAACAUUUUGUCCUAAUGCCUUGCCAAUACAACUUUGAGGAGGUACCAGCUUGUGCAAUUAUAGUACCAGAAAGGUGACAUUUGCAAAGCAAAUGCAUAAUGUUUACCUUUGCAUAUGGUCUGCUCUGUUAAUUCUUACUCAAAUACAUUCAUAU